Gaeumannomyces tritici R3-111a-1 is the source of this 4478-nucleotide messenger RNA. RefSeq names its product DNA-repair protein rad13. The record is from RefSeq and is a predicted model, not a curated record. Bases 254 to 4117 code for a protein of 1287 amino acids. The transcript has a single exon. Gene Ontology annotation, cellular component: nucleus. Lineage: Eukaryota; Fungi; Ascomycota; Sordariomycetes; Magnaporthales; Magnaporthaceae. Gene Ontology annotation, molecular function: DNA endonuclease activity; single-stranded DNA binding. Gene Ontology annotation, biological process: nucleotide-excision repair.
GCCUUGGAUGCCUGGAGCAGCUGCUCGAUGACGACCGAUAUUGACUGCUCUCAUACAACCAACACAGCAUUCGGUCUCUCACUGGUAUGGGGCCAGGAUCCAGGUCCAACAAUGAUGCCUCUGGGAGUCCAGCAUAAGAUUCCGUGAAAGCCACAGGAACGUGUCUCAGCUUGGGUGUGUCUACUUCUCACAACCUUCCGCAUCAUCUUGUCGGCCCUAGGGCGCUGCCCAAAGCAGCCAGGAAACACCCGCCAUGGGAGUCAACGGGCUUUGGCAGGUUUUGCAACCAUGCGCCCGCCCGACGAACCUGGCGACGCUGAACCGCAAGCGCCUCGCUGUGGAUGCUUCCAUCUGGAUCUACCAGUUUCUCAAGGCUGUUCGCGACAAGGAGGGCAACGCGCUGCGUAGCUCCCACGUCGUCGGAUUCUUCCGUCGCAUCUGCAAGCUGCUCUGGUUUGGCAUCCAGCCAGUCUUUGUCUUCGACGGCGGGGCCCCCAUCCUCAAGCGCGCUACCCUACAGAGCCGCCGCCGUCGCCGCGAGGGUCGUCGCGAGGAUGCUACCCGCACCGCGAACAAGCUGCUGGCCGUGCAGAUGCAGCGACUUGCAGAGGGCGAGGCCGACCGGCACAGGCGCAAGACUGCCGCCAUUGCCGCACCCGCCGAAGCUGAGGACGGCGUUGCCGAGGGUGAGGUGAUGCCGGCAGCGGAGAACCUGGUCUACGCCGACGAGCAGUUUCUGAGCCAGGCGGAGCGGCAAAAGAGCCGAAAGUUCCACAAGCAGGACGCGUACCACCUGCCAGAGCUGGACAAGAGCAUGCACGAGAUGGGAGUGCCCAAUGAUCCGCGCGUCAUGAGCAUCGACGAGCUCGAGAACUACGCGCGCCAGUUCCACCGUGGCGAGGAUGUCAACCUGUACGACUUUAGCAAGAUCGACUUUGACGGCGACUUCUUCAAGAGCCUGCCGCCGGCCGAUCGCUUCAACAUCCUGAACGCGGCCCGCAUCCGCAGUCGCCUGCGCAUGGGGCUCAGCAAGGAGCAGCUCGACCGCAUGUUCCCGGACCGCCGCGCCUUCUCGCGGUUCCAGAUCGAGCGCGUUCAGGAGCGCAACCGCCUGACUCAACGCCUCAUGGUCGAGCUGGGCAUGGGCGAGAGUGCGGACCUGACGGUGGGCGGGCGCAUCAACAGUGAGAAGGAUCGCGAGUACAUUCUCGUCAAGAACGAUGGCGCCGAAGGCGGCUGGGCACUCGGCGUCGUCUCGCGCCAAAACGAGGGCGUAGCGAGCAAUCCUAUAGACGUUGACGCCCCCUCUCGCUUCGCUGCCAACCUCGACGACGAAGACGAGGAAUGGGAGGACGAGGACGACUUUGAAGACGUGCCCAUUGAGGGGCUAAAUAGAUUGCCUACUGGGAAGCUCGCUGCCGGCCACGAAGAUGAGUCUAUGUUCGUGGCACAGGAAAACGACAUGGAUGAUCUCUUCGAGGAACAAACACAAGAGAACCUCGGCCUGGAAGCAGACGAAGAUGAAGACAUUAGCCGGGCAAUAGCCCUAUCGCUCAAAACACAGCAUGGGCAUGAUCAAGUACAGCAGGCAACUGACAUGUCUCAAGAAGGAGUGGAAACGACCGAAGCCGAACAGCGACCAGAGUGGGAGCAGAAGGCCGCGGAGGCGCCCAAACCAAUCCCGGGAUUCAGCGGCAAGGCUAUCGCCCGCCUCGUCAACAAUAGGUCCAGUCGCCUAGUGCCACGACCGCGCGUUGCUGCUGCUGCUGCUGCUGGGAACGAUAGUGACAGCGAUGAAGACUUGCAGGCCGCUCUUGCUUCGGCAAGACGCAAGAGGAGGCAGCAAGUGGCUACCACUGAAACUGCCGAAAGCGAAAAGCCCGUCACGUCUACAAGUUUGAAGAACCCGUUUAGCGGGCCGUUGCCAUUUGAAAAACUAGACUGGAGGGCUGCUUCCUCCGCCAAACCAUCACCAGUGGUGACUCGUGGUGGCAUUUCCUUGACAACCGAGCCAGCCGGCGAGGAAUCGGCAGCGCACGAACCCGAAGACGAGGACGAUUUUGCAGGAGGAUUCGAGACGGCGGCCGAGCCGGAACGCCCUCUCCCACUUCCUCCGUGGCUUCAGGAUGAUCAAGGCGACAUCAGAGAUUCGGUGCGGAACCAGGUGGAAGCGCAUGCGGAAAUGAACGCACAGGACCGCCAGCAUGCAUUAGAGGAACGCCUACGCUUCCAGCGCGAGCAGAGAAACAAACUGGUCGUGAUCGAGUCCUCUUCGGAGGACGAAGAUGAUGAGGUUGAGAUCAUUGAGGCACCCCCUCCUCAGCCAACCUCGGCUUCCCAGCAGACUACCAAGGCCACGCCGCUAGGGCGACCCGAUGUACUAGGGGAAACCCUGGCUGAAGUACAAUCCAAGCUCGGGUCGGGAGAAGAGCCAGGACCGGAAACGGCCCCCGCCGCCGAGCCAGCCACCACCGUGCCAGCCACGUCUUCUCCCCCAUCCUCGCCCGAUGUGUCAUUUGAGGACGUCAAUAUCGCCGAAGCGCGUACAAUCGUGGCUGAGCCUUUAGCUGCUCUAGAGCCAGAAGAUCAGGGCCAGGAGGACGACGCAGCAUUUGAGGAUGUGCCCAUUCCAGACCUAGAGGAUGGCAUAGAACGUGACAAUCAGGAUGUCGCCCCGGCCGGCGAUAACUUUGCUGCCGGUGGGGACUUGGACGAAUUCAGCGACUCGGAUGAUGGGGAGCUGCUCAUUCAGAUGGCCGAGGAGGCCGAGGCCCAUGCCCGUUUUGCGAGCACGCUCAACAACAACGUACCCUCAGGAUCGACGGCCCAGCAUGAGGUCAGAGACCCUCUGUUGUAUGAGCAGGAGCUUCGGCAGCUCAGGGCGCAGCAGAAGCGCGACCUGCGAGACGCGGAUGAGGUGUCGCAGGUCAUGGUGGCAGAGUGCCAGCAGCUGCUCCGGCUGUUCGGCAUACCUUACAUAACCGCGCCCAUGGAGGCAGAGGCGCAGUGUGCGGAGCUCGUGCAGCUAGGCCUCGUCGACGGCAUCGUGACGGAUGAUUCGGACACGUUCCUCUUUGGAGGUACACGCGUGUACAAGAACAUGUUCAACGGCAACAAGUUUGUCGAGUGCUACCUUUCAUCGGACCUGGAGGGCGAUUUGUCGCUCGGUCGCCCCCAGCUCAUAGCACUCGCUCAACUGCUGGGGUCCGACUACACCGAGGGACUCCCAGGUAUCGGGCCGGUGACCGCGGUCGAGAUCCUGUCCGAGUUCCCCGGCGAGGACGGGCUCAAGCAGUUUGCCGAGUGGUGGCACGACGUACAGUCAGUGACGCACCUGAACCCCCGAGACGCAGAGCCCGAGCGCUCCACGUUCCGGCGCAAGUUCCGCAAGUCGCAGGGCAAGCGACUCUUCCUCCCGCCUGGGUUCCCGAGCCCGGCUGUGCCUGAGGCCUACAUGCAGCCCGAGGUGGACAGCGACCCACAACCGUUCCAAUGGGGAGCGCCAGACCUACGCGGCCUGCGGACGUUCUUGAUGUCGACGGUGGGCUGGGGCGAGGAGCGCACCGACGAGAUUCUGGUGCCCGUCAUCCGCGACAUGAACAAGCGCGAGGCCGAGGGCACGCAGAGCAAUAUCACGCGCUACUUCUCGGGCACCGUCGGCGCGGGUGCGCGGGCGGUGGCGCCUGGGCCCAUGACUGCGGUCGGGGGAGAGUCCGCGGGGGACCGAGGGAGAGAAGCGUUCGCCCCGCGGAGACAAGCAGCAAGGGGCAGCAAGCGGAUGGCUGUCGCGGUGUCUAGGUUGAAAGCCCAGGCCGGUGCCAGCGACAACAGCUCGGAGCGUGCCGCAGCGUCCGAGGACGGCAGCCGGGAGGGGGAGGGGGGAGUGGAUGCCGUAGAGAGGAGUGGAAGAACAACGAAGGGGAAGAGCGGUCAGAAAAGGAAGGCUCGCGCGUCUGCAGUGCCCACUCGUGACGACUUGGAGGGGAUGGACGGAGAGGCUGCAGCUGGAGAUUUCAGCGAUGAUGGCGGCGGCGACGACGGCGAGUUUGUCGAUUCAGGGAGUACUCGGAAGGCAACCCGUGGGCGAAAAAGGGGUAGAAGGGGUGGUGGGGCGUAGGACGAGGUGGUUGACUUGCCCGUGCUGUAUUCUGGCGCAAGUUGAUGUCAGCAACAAACAUCUCCAGCUCCGGGCCACCCAUUGGCACAGUGAUGCAAGGCCGAGCGCGGAUGCCACAUCGCCGUACUGCUCCGGCAUCCGUCACCACGUGUCUGUUUCAUUAUAUAUCAUUGUAGGCGACGAGACAGAAGACUAAUUCGGACAGCAACAACCACCGGCACUUGAAUGACCAGUCUCUCCUCGCUUCCCAGAGUAUCUACCUGCUGGGUUAUACACACGAGUGUGUUGAAGUGCAAGGUAUUUGGGCCAAGUAAGGAGAAUCACUCCGUAGUAGUAACAAAACCUCCAGUGGUAGAGGCAG